AUGAAGCUCUGUGACCACAGCAUGAAUGAGAGCAGAGGAUCCAGGGGCCAGCUCUCACAGCGGCCCUGCCACAGCGCCUCCUGCUGUCUGCAGACCAGCGCACUGAACGUGCACAACCACCUCCAACCAUGGGUCAAGCACUCUGUGCCCGCUGUGGCCUCCAGCCCCACUGCAGUGCUCCGCCAUCGGGGCAGCGGGGCACUGGGGGCAAGCUGUAGCAGCCAAGACUGUGUGGCCUCCAGGCUGGGCGAGGAGGCAGCUGUAGCUGUAGCCCGGCCCGGCUCACUGGGAAAGGUGCUGGUGACUGGAGGAGCAGGAUACUUUGGGUUCAGACUGAGCAAAGCUCUGGCUGAUCAGGGCAUGUCUGUUGUACUUCUGGACAUGAACAGGCUUCCUGGAGAUCUCCCUGAAGGAUCACAAUUUAUCCAGAGUGACAUCCGGGACUACUGCUCCUUGUAUAAAGUGUGUGAAGGUGUGAGCUGUAUCUUCCACACUGCCUCAUAUGGCAUGACCGGACCAGAGCAGCUGAAAAAGCAGCUGGUGGAAUCGAUUAACAUUGGUGGGACUAAUAAUGUUAUAAAAGUUUGUAAAGAGCGCAAUAUUCCCAGACUAAUCUACACCAGUACUGUCAAUGUGGUAUUUGAUGGUAAACCCAUAGAGGAUGGGGAUGAAACUUCUGUGCCGUAUGUGCCUCCAGACAUGCACAUUGACCACUACUCCAGGACAAAAUCUAUCGCAGAGCAGAUGGUCCUCUCAGCCAAUGGAUGUUCUCUAAAAGGUGGUGAGCUGCUGUGGACCUGUGUGUUACGUCCCUGUGGUAUUUAUGGCCCAGGGGAGAGGAGACAUCUUCACAGAGUAAUGGUAAAUGUGGAGCGGCGCUUGUUUAGUUUUCGAUUUGGAAACUCUCAAGCCAGGAUGAACUGGGUCCAUGUGGACAACCUGGUGCUAGCUCAUAUACUGGCAUCAGAGGCUCUGACUCCACAGAGGAGCUGUGUCGCUAGUGGACAUGUAUAUUUUAUUAAUGAUGGAAUAUCAUUUAACACCUUUGAGUGGUUUGAACCAUUGUUUAAAACACUUGGUUAUGAAAAGCCUAUGAUAAAACUCCCCUUCUCGCUUGUGUAUGCAGCAGCAAUCCUAGUAGAAUAUUUGCAUGUUGUCCUGAGACCUGUGCUGAACGUGCCUCUGCUUUUUACAAGAAAUGAGGUGAGAACCAUCGCAGUGACACACACAUUUAAGAUUGACAAGGCUCGUCGUGAGCUGGGGUACAGUCCAAAGCCCUACAGUCUGGCGGACGCGGUGGAUGAGUACCUGAAGUCCAGACCGCCCUCCUCCUCACCUGGGCUCACUCAGCGACACGUCUUGCGCCUGCUGCUGGGCCUUGGCCUCAUGCUGCUCCUCUCCUGCUGGGCGCUCUGUCAGUGCACACGAGCUGACUAGACAAGUUCAAAUGAUACUGUGCGGAAACUUCUGCUCAGUCCAGCGGUGUCAAACUUCAUCCAAUAAAGCCGGGCUAUGUGAAUUAC
This is a messenger RNA of Periophthalmus magnuspinnatus, 1523 nucleotides long. RefSeq names its product short chain dehydrogenase/reductase family 42E, member 2 (gene sdr42e2). Gene Ontology annotation, biological process: steroid biosynthetic process. Lineage: Eukaryota; Metazoa; Chordata; Actinopteri; Gobiiformes; Gobiidae. The record is from RefSeq and is a predicted model, not a curated record. Bases 1 to 1437 code for a protein of 478 amino acids. Gene Ontology annotation, molecular function: 3-beta-hydroxy-Delta5-steroid dehydrogenase (NAD+) activity. The transcript is spliced from 11 exons.